Molecule: messenger RNA, 1540 nt
Organism: Musa acuminata AAA Group (dessert banana)
Lineage: Eukaryota; Viridiplantae; Streptophyta; Magnoliopsida; Zingiberales; Musaceae
Exons: 3
Coding region: 425-1123 (232 amino acids)
Source: RefSeq, a predicted model, not a curated record
UCAGCAUCAUGCAAACGAAUGCAAUGAGACACGAACAGGUCCUACCUAGUCAUGGUAGGGCCAUGCAUGGCAUUGAUUCCAAUCCCAUGUGAAGUGCAUCAAGCCGGCCUUCGACGAGGGGCCUCCGUUGGGUGGACUCGCACUUCUCCCCUGUUCCACGAGCAAAGAACCAAAAAGAGACCUUUGCUUCUACUUCCUGCCCACUCCCCUCUCUCUUUCUGGAAAUUCCUCAGAGGUGCAGAGCAAGAGGGCUUGUGGUUUCUUUGUCGUGCCUUCGCUAAGUCUGGUAGCAAAUCGCCGCUACCCUUGUCAUCCUUUUACACCUACUUUUCUUUGCCUUUCGAUUCGUUUUUUCUUUUCCUGCUGGUACUGGCAGGAAACAGAACCUUUGCGAGGCUGUGAUGAGAAAGGUUCGAUCUUGAAGAUGGGAGCCUGCACUUCGUUCCAGAAAGAUCCGGAUUCCCCAAUGAGAUGUCGUCUGGGUCUUGUUUCUAGGGCCAAGAGGAUCUUCGUCUCGUCGCCCGCCAAGGACAGGACUUUGAAUGGGGGGAGUCCGGUUGAUCGAUUUGGUUUCCAGAGCUCUGGCUUUGAAAGCAGUAAAGAAGAUAUCUUUUUCGAUUCACGAGCAUGGUUAGACUCUGACUGUGAAGAUGAUUUCUUAAGUGUGAAUGGAGAAUUCACUCCUUCCCGAGGCAGUACUCCAAAUCAUCAAAUAAACUCACCCAUGACCCCUCAAUUUGACAAUCACUUUCCAUCUGAAAAAUAUCCAGACUCAAAUUCAGAACCCUCUCCAACCGGUAGAAAGAAACUCGCUGAACUUCUACAUGAGACCUUGCAAAGUGAGCAAGUCAAUGUGCCCAAUGCUGCUGAAGCAAGAGUAGACAGCAAUGUGAAGCCAGACAUAAACAAAACCAACACCGACCAACCUAAAAACUCGGAAAAUGCAACUCUGUACCAUUCUGGAGCGUGUUCUAUCUGCAGCAGUGAGGUGACACCAAAUAGAGAUCCGAAGAGCAGGAAAGAGAAAACCUGGAAAACUGGUCAUUGUUGCUUGCCAAGCCUGCAGAGCUUUGGCUUUGAUGAGAGGAGGCACGAGAUGAGUCCUGGACGCUGCACCGUGUGAUAUCACCGUCGCACUGUUGAUACUGGCUUCGAUCAUUUGAAGGUUUCCGCAACUUGAGCGACGGUAGUUACCUCCAAUGUCUAAAUUAUAUCAAACUAUGUCAGCAUGAUAUAGAACUCGAGAGAAGUGUUUUGCGGAUUUGGAUCACGAUAUAUAGUUGUACACUAAGAGGCAGUAGGUCUCGAUGGUCCUCAUUGUAAUAAUACAUGCAUCUGAAGAGGAUUGGUGAACAGAAUCUCCUUGUACUGAGGAAGAUGACAGGAAGGAAGCAACAAGCGCCAAGGAAGUGGUGGUACAUUGGAGUCCUGAGUCCUGAGCCUAUUCAUUGUUUUCCUGUAGCUGAUAUUUUUCUUCAAGGAAUAUGUACAUAGAUGAAAACAAGAUGGUAUAAACAAUCAUCCAUAGCUGCUCUGUGUA